AUGGAAGGUCAGGGUGUCAAGCGUGAGGAACUGGAGGGAGCGACCGGCGAGGGUGCUCCACAAGAGGCCGCUGCAGUGGAGGCGGCGCCUCAGGAAGACGUAAGUGGCAGACUGACGCAAAUUCUGUCCGUCGCGUCUGAAUGUAUCCAGCCCGAGGAGCUGAAGACCAGGCUGCUCCUCAAGAGGCGUUUGAUCUGCUACGAUGGGUUCGAGCCGUCCGGCCGGAUGCACAUUGCGCAAGGACUGCUCAAGUGCCAAAUCGUGAACAAGCUGACCAGCAACGGGUGCACGUUUAUCUUUUGGAUCGCAGACUGGUUCGCCCAGCUGAACAAUAAAAUGUCAGGGGAUUUAAAAAAAAUAAAAAAGGUCGGCAAGUACUUCAUUGAAGUGUGGAAGAGUUGUGGCAUGAACAUGGAACAUGUUCAAUUCUUAUGGGCCAGUGAUGAGAUCAACAAAAAGCCAAACGACUACUGGUCCCUCGUAAUUGAUAUAUCUAAGAGCUUUAACAUUAAUAGAAUAAAAAGGUGUUUAAAAAUUAUGGGUAGGUCAGAAGGAGAAGAAAAUUAUUGUUCACAGAUUAUGUACCCGUGCAUGCAAUGUGCAGAUAUAUUUUUUUUGAAUGUGGACAUAUGCCAACUUGGAAUUGAUCAACGCAAGGUCAACAUGCUAGCUAGGGAAUAUUGUGAUAUAAAAAAAAUUAAAAAAAAACCCAUAAUUUUAUCACAUGAAAUGCUUCCUGGCCUGUUGGAAGGACAAGAAAAAAUGUCCAAGUCAGAUGAAAAUUCAGCUAUCUUUAUGGACGACUCGGAAGCUGAUGUGAAUAGGAAAAUUAAGAAAGCCUAUUGUCCUCCUGCCGUUGUUGAGAAUAACCCCAUUUUUGCAUAUGCACGCAGCAUCGUCUUUCCUCAUUACAAUCAGUUUGUUCUACAGCGCAAGGAGAAGAACGGAGGCAACAAGACCUAUACCACGAUCGCUGAAAUGGAGGCGGACUACCUCAGCGGCAAACUACACCCCCUGGACCUCAAGGACAAUGUUGCCAUCUACCUGAACAAAAUGCUUCAGCCAGUGAGAGAUCAUUUUCAAAACCACGCCGAGGCGAAAAGUCUCCUUAGUGAAAUAAAGAAGUACAAGGUGACGAAAUGA
Plasmodium fragile is the source of this 1143-nucleotide messenger RNA. RefSeq lists its product as uncharacterized. Gene Ontology annotation, molecular function: tyrosine-tRNA ligase activity; ATP binding. The record is from RefSeq and is a predicted model, not a curated record. Bases 1 to 1143 code for a protein of 380 amino acids. Gene Ontology annotation, biological process: tRNA aminoacylation for protein translation. The transcript has 3 exons. NCBI's taxonomy places the organism in Eukaryota, Apicomplexa, Aconoidasida, Haemosporida, Plasmodiidae.